Helianthus annuus (common sunflower) is the source of this 4126-nucleotide messenger RNA. Its product is annotated as translocase of chloroplast 120, chloroplastic. Gene Ontology annotation, biological process: protein targeting to chloroplast. The record is from RefSeq and is a predicted model, not a curated record. Gene Ontology annotation, molecular function: GTPase activity; GTP binding. The transcript is spliced from 4 exons. The coding region runs from base 190 to 3723 and encodes 1177 amino acids. Lineage: Eukaryota; Viridiplantae; Streptophyta; Magnoliopsida; Asterales; Asteraceae. Gene Ontology annotation, cellular component: chloroplast outer membrane.
UGAUACCCCCUCGAAACAGUACAAGUUAGGUGUAAGAUAUAGCUCCAACAGGGAUGCGAUAAAAUUCUAUAAUUUUUCUCCCCCUUUUGCUCUUUCUCCUUUCUUCUUCUUCUUCAUCUUUUCUUAUCAUCAACACCAAUCCACAAGUUCAGGGAUCCAGGUUCUUGAGAUAGAUUUUAGGGGGUUGUGAUGGAAAAUGGUGUGAGUAAAGUGGAACAAGUGAAGUUAGAAGUAGAAGAAUUUGAUAAAGAUGUUUUUGAGGGGAUAAAUGGUGGUGUUGAGAACGGUGGCGAUUCGGGUGUUUCGUUACGGUUAGAUGGGGAAACGGAGAAGUUAGAAGAUGCAUCAGAGGGUUCUAGUGAGAGUCAAACGGUUUCGGAGAACAUUGAUAUUGAUCGUGUUGAGGAGGUUGUACCUGUGAAGGUGGCUGAUGGGGAAAGUACCUAUGGUAAUACAAACGGGGAUCAACCCGUUAUAAAAGAAAGUAACGAGUUUGUGGAUUGUGAUGAAUCGGAUGAAAAAAUGCUUAAUAUGGCGGAUGGAAGUGAGGAGAGAAAUGCAUCUGAGAAUACAGCCGGCAAGCAGCCGAGUGGAUCUGAAGCUUAUGAGGCCGUGAAUAACGAUAGUAGCAAGGAGAGAAAUGCAUCGGACGAUACUGCCAGAAAACAGCCGAGUGGAUUUGAAGCUAAUGUGGCCGUGAAUGACGAUAGUAGCGAGGAGAAAGGGAUUAAUGUGUUGCAGGUAAUCGACGGAGAAAGUACUUCCGACGAUACUGCAAAAGAUCAGGCUAGUGAGUUGGAAACUGAUGCGUCAGUGAUUGGUGAAAAAGAGGAAGCGAAAACGGUGGAUGUGAUUGAUGAGCAAAACAUGACUAAUGAGAUUAUAGACAAUGGGGUAAAUGAGGUUCAAACGGUAUCCAACGCAGAUGUAUCGGAAAAUGUUCACGAGGUUAGCGAGAAGCCAGCUACAGUAAUUUUGGAAAGUUCUGAAAAUGGAGUUUCAAACCAUGUUGAUCCGGAUGAAACAGUGGUUCAUGAAGAUGGUGUCAAUGGAGAUUCCGUGAGUCUCGAAACACAGCCAGAUGGAGAGAUAGGAGUUGAAGCAAAUAGAGAUAUGAAUGAAAACGAUAAUUUGGUUGCUGAAAAUAAAGACGUACCAACAGCUGAACAAGUUCAAGAGGGAGAACCGAAAAGUUUUGAUUUAUCUUCACGAAAUCAAAAUGAAAAAAUAACAGAAGAAGAAAGUACUUCAGUCAUCAAUGAUGAAAAAAGUGAACCGAUUGAACAUGAAGUGAAACAAGAUACGCCAGUGAAGAAAGAACCAGAACCGAGGUCUGUUAUCGGUGUUUCUUUAUCUACACCAAAAUCUACAACACCGACACCUGUUCCUAAUCUCAAACCUGAUUCCAAACCUACCACCGCACUCAUCCCCACCCCAUCUUCAUCGACAGCUCCAACUCGUCCCGCUGGUCUUGGCAGAGGUGCACCGCUACUGGAACCGGCACACCGUGUGGUUCAGUCUCAGCCAAACGGAAACGGAAACGCUUCUCUGCAAAACCAAGUCGUUGAUGAACCAACGAUCGGGGAGCCUGAUGAAAAUGACGACACCCGUGAAAAGCUCCAGAUGAUUCGGGUCAAGUUUUUGAGACUUGCCCGGAGGCUCGGGCAGACCCCGCAUAACGUUGUUGUGGCUCAGGUCUUAUAUAGGUUAGGUUUGGCUGAACAAAUAAGAGGUAGCAACGGAGGUCGUGUUGCGGCUUUUAGCUUCGAGCGUGCUAGUGCCAUGGCUGAGCAGUUGGAAGCCGCUGGUCAAGAACCGCUUGAGUUUUCGUGCACCAUCAUGGUUCUUGGGAAAACCGGUGUCGGGAAAAGUUCAACGAUUAAUUCGAUAUUUGAUGAAGUUAAGUUCGGAACCGAUGCGUUUCAAGUUGGAACGAGGAAAGUUCAAGAUGUUGUUGGAACCGUGCAGGGGAUAAAGGUUCGUGUUAUUGACACACCGGGCCUUCUUUCUUCAUGGGCUGAUCAAAGGAAAAACGAGAAAAUUCUCCACUCUGUUAAACGGUUUAUUCAAAAAUCACCUCCGGAUAUCGUGUUGUAUCUUGAUCGUUUGGAUAUGCAAACUCGGGAUUUUGGUGAUAUGCCACUUUUGAGAACGAUAACCGAUAUAUUUGGUCAAUCUAUAUGGUUUAACGCUAUUGUGGUCUUGACCCAUGCUGCAUCGGCUCCACCCGAAGGCCCGAAUGGUACAGCUACUAGUUACGACAUGUUUGUGACCCAACGGUCUCAUGUGGUCCAGCAAGCCAUUCGACAGGCUGCGGGUGAUAUGCGGCUCAUGAACCCUGUUUCCUUAGUUGAAAACCAUUCGGCGUGUAGAACGAAUCGGGCUGGUCAAAGGGUUUUGCCGAACGGUCAAGUGUGGAAGCCUCAUUUGUUACUACUUUCAUUUGCUUCGAAGAUUCUGGUUGAAGCUAAUAUGCUUUUAAAGUUGCAAGAUUCGCCACCUGGCAAGCCGUUUGCGGCAAGAACUCGAGCACCGCCGUUACCGUAUAUUCUUUCAAAUCUUUUACAAUCUAGACCUCAGCUUAAGCUACCUCAUGAGCAGUUCGGUGAUGAUGAUGACGGUGAUGACAUGGAUGAGUCAUCUGAUGAGGAAUCAUCGGAAUACGAUGAGUUACCACCGUUUAAGCGGUUGACUAAUUCCCAAUUGUCAAAGCUUAGUAAGGCACAAAAGAAAUCAUAUUACGAUGAAUUGGAAUACAGAGAAAAACUCUUCAUGAAGAAACAGUUGCACGAAGAAAAGAAACAAAGAAAAAUGAUGAAGAAAAUGGCAGAAGCAGCUAAAGAUUUCCCAACUGAUUUAACCGAUAAUGUAGAAGAAGACAGUAACGGUUCUGCAACGGUUCCUGUUGCGGCUCAAGAUAUGAAUUUACCUGCUUCGUUUGAUGCAGAUAACCCGACGCAUCGGUAUCGGGCUCUCGAGUCUGCUAAUCAAUGGCUCAUUAGACCCGUACUUGACCCACAUGGUUGGGACCAUGAUGUUGGUUAUGAAGGAAUUAACGUGGAACACUUGCUUGCAGUUAAACAAAAGAUACCCAUAUCGUUUUCAGGUCAGAUUACCAAAGAUAAAAAGGAUGCGAAUCUCCAAAUGGAGGUAUCGAGUGCGUUAAAACAUGGAAAGUCAAAGUCAACAACUUUAGCGUUAGAUAUGCAGACUGUCGGAAAAGAAAUGUCGUAUACUUUAAGAAGCGACACCCGGUUCAUUAAUUACAGAAAAAACAAAGCGUCAGUGGGUUUUUCAGCUACGUACAUGGGUGACUCGUUAACCGGUGGUGUUAAAUUUGAGGACAAAUUAACGAUUAAUAAACGAGGGCAGUUAGUGGUGGCAGGAGGAGCGGUUAUCGGUCGUGGUGAUGUGGCUUAUGGCGGCAGUUUGGAGGCUACGUUAAGAGAUAAAGAUUAUCCUUUGGGUCGGUUUUUGUCAACAAUUGGUCUCUCGGUUAUGGAUUGGCAUGGUGAUCUGGCGCUUGGAUGGAAUGCACAGUCGCAGAUUCCUAUUGGUCGGUCUACUAAUUUGAUUGGUCGUUUUAAUUUAAAUAAUAAGGGUUCCGGUCAAGUUAGCGUUCGUUUAAAUAGCUCAGAACAGCUUCAAAUUGCAUUAGCUGCCUUCGUUCCACUUGUCAGUAAGCUAUUGGGGUAUUAUCAGGAUCGCGAUUCUGCAUACUAAUUACAUAUUUUUGGACUCGAGAAUGAAGAAAGUUAUUUGGUCUAUGCUGCUCGAGUGCAAUCGUUUGACCAAUAUAUUAGUCUGAUCGCUGAAAUAAUAGCCAAAAAGAAGGCGUAAAUGUUUUGCAAUUAUGGGAAAACAGUAGGUAAAAAUGCACAAAAGACUGUAGCGGUAGAGCUAGAUUUGGAGCAAAUCACCAUGCUGCUAGUUUUUUUUCUUAAUUUUUGUCUUCAUUUUGAAGUUCUUAUUGAUAUAGAGAUUUUCUUGUUAGAAUGGUGACCAAGUUUAGUUAUUGUAUUAUACGUAUGAUGGGUAUGCGAGUGACGAAUUCUAAAUUUGGUUCAGUGAACAAGACUCCGUUUUUGUAGUUUGCAUAAUAUGUUUGGCUUAAUGGUUUAUGGUG